Molecule: messenger RNA, 1384 nt
Organism: Leguminivora glycinivorella
Lineage: Eukaryota; Metazoa; Arthropoda; Insecta; Lepidoptera; Tortricidae
Gene: Rpt6
Product: 26S proteasome regulatory subunit 8
Exons: 1
Coding region: 129-1337 (402 amino acids)
Biological process (GO): proteasome-mediated ubiquitin-dependent protein catabolic process
Cellular component (GO): proteasome regulatory particle, base subcomplex
Molecular function (GO): proteasome-activating activity; ATP hydrolysis activity; ATP binding
Source: RefSeq, a predicted model, not a curated record
GUUAUCUGUGGUGCCAUGACUUGAAAAAUAUUGGGGUCGGCAUUGUCGUAUUCGCCGCGAGAUAUUUCAUUGUUAAUAGUGAUCCAACUAAAAUCUUUGUGUUGAUGAGAGCGUGAAAUUUAUACAAAAUGACGCUCACAAAAAUGGACGUGGACCCCGCAAAGGGCGAGGGUUUCCGCCCGUACUACAUUACGAAGAUCGAAGAGCUGCAGUUAGUCGUGGCUGAGAAGUCUCAAAAUCUACGGCGUCUGCAAGCUCAAAGGAAUGAACUGAACGCUAAAGUACGCAUGCUGAGAGAGGAGCUUCAGCUGCUGCAGGAACAAGGUUCGUACGUCGGGGAAGUAGUGAAGCCGAUGGACAAGAAGAAAGUUCUAGUAAAAGUCCAUCCUGAGGGCAAAUUCGUGGUAGAUUUGGAUAAGAAUGUGGACAUCAAUGAUGUCACCGCCAAUUGCCGCGUCGCGCUGCGUAACGAGAGCUACACCCUUCAUAAGAUCUUACCCAACAAAGUUGAUCCUCUGGUCUCCCUCAUGAUGGUCGAAAAGGUCCCAGAUUCGACGUACGAGAUGGUGGGCGGCUUGGAUAAGCAAAUCAAGGAAAUCAAAGAGGUAAUUGAGCUUCCAGUGAAACAUCCCGAGCUGUUUGAUGCGUUAGGUAUUGCGCAGCCUAAAGGUGUGCUUUUGUACGGACCUCCUGGUACUGGAAAGACCUUGCUGGCUCGUGCUGUGGCUCAUCAUACCGAAUGUACUUUCAUCCGAGUAUCUGGUUCUGAGCUGGUACAGAAAUUCAUUGGAGAAGGAAGCCGUAUGGUAAGAGAACUCUUCGUUAUGGCUCGAGAGCAUGCCCCAUCUAUUAUUUUCAUGGAUGAAAUUGAUUCUAUCGGUUCAUCUCGUAUUGAAUCUGGCAGCGGUGGCGAUUCUGAGGUCCAGCGUACCAUGUUGGAGUUGCUAAACCAGCUUGACGGAUUUGAGGCCACUAAAAACAUUAAAGUGAUCAUGGCUACUAACAGGAUUGACAUCCUAGAUCCCGCUUUGCUCCGACCUGGACGUAUUGACAGGAAGAUUGAGUUCCCUCCACCAAACGAGGAGGCUCGCUUGGACAUUCUUAAGAUCCACUCCCGCAAGAUGAACCUGACAAGAGGUAUUAAUCUUCGGAAGAUUGCCGAGCUGAUGCCUGGAGCAUCUGGUGCUGAAGUGAAGGGUGUGUGCACCGAGGCUGGUAUGUACGCGCUCCGUGAGCGCCGAGUCCAUGUCACUCAGGAAGACUUUGAGAUGGCCGUGGCUAAAGUCAUGCAGAAGGACUCGGAGAAGAAUAUGUCUAUUAAGAAACUGUGGAAGUAAAUUGCUAAUGUUUGUAUUUCUAGAAAUUAAACUUAUAUUAUAAUUAA